AGAUUCCCACAACUCCAUGCCGUGUGCUGCAGGCUGGGCUUGAACCAGAGCUCUAGCUGAGAGGAUGGGGGUGGACGGGGAAACCGUGGUCCUUAAGAACAUGCUCAUCGGUGUCAACCUGAUCCUUCUGGGCUCCAUGCUCAAGCCCUCGGAGUGUCAGCUAGAAGUCACCACAGAGAGGGUCCAGAGACAGGCAGCGGAGGAGGCAGGCAGCAUGGCCAACUACAACACAUCGAGCAAAGAGCAGCCUGUGGUCUUCCACCACGUGUACAACAUUAACGUGCCCCUGGACAGCCUCUGCUCGUCGGGGCUGGAGGCGUCGGCUGAGCAGGAAGUGAGUGCCGAAGACGAGACUCUGGCAGAGUACACGGGCCAGACCUCAGACCACGAGAGCCAGGUCACCUUCACCCACAGGAUCAACCUCCCCAAAAGGGUCUGCCCGUGUGCCGGCUCGGCCCAGAUGCUGCAGGAUCUGCUGAGCCGGAUCGAGAUGCUGGAGCGGGAGGUGUCAGUACUGCGGGACCAGUGCAGCACCAGCUGCUGCCAAGAAAGCGCUGCCACAGGACAACUGGACUAUAUUCCCCACUGCAGCGGCCACGGCAACUUUAGCUUCGAGUCCUGCGGCUGCAUCUGCAACGAAGGUUGGUUUGGCAAGAACUGCUCAGAGCCCUACUGCCCUCUGGGCUGCUCCAGUCGUGGCGUGUGUGUGGACGGCCAGUGCAUCUGUGACAGCGAAUACAGCGGGGACGACUGCUCCGAACUCCGGUGCCCGACAGACUGCAGCUCCCGGGGGCUGUGCGUGGACGGAGAAUGCGUGUGUGAGGAGCCCUACAUGGGCGAGGACUGCAGGGAGCUGAGGUGCCCAGCGGACUGCUCGGGGAAGGGGACAUGUGCCAACGGUACAUGCGUAUGCCAGGAGGGCUACGUGGGCGAGGACUGCAGCCAGCGGAGGUGUCUGAACGCCUGCAGUGGGCGUGGGCACUGCCAGGAGGGGAUCUGCGUCUGUGAAGAGGGCUACCAGGGCCCUGACUGCUCGGCAGUUGCCCCUCCAGAGGACUUGCGAGUGGCUGGUAUCAGCGACAGGUCCAUUGAGCUGGAAUGGGACGGGCCGAUGGCAGUGACGGAAUAUGUGAUCUCUUACCAGCCGACGGCCCUGGGGGGCCUCCAGCUCCAGCAGCGGGUGCCUGGAGAUUGGAGUGGUGUCACCAUCACGGAGCUGGAGCCAGGUCUCACCUACAACAUCAGCGUCUACGCUGUCAUUAGCAACAUCCUCAGCCUUCCCAUCACUGCCAAGGUGGCCACCCAUCUCUCCACUCCUCAAGGGCUACAAUUCAAGACGAUCACAGAGACCACUGUGGAAGUGCAGUGGGAGUCCUUCUCGUUCUCCUUCGAUGGAUGGGAGAUCAGCUUCAUUCCAAAGAACAACGAAGGGGGAGUGAUUGCUCAGCUCCCCAGUGAUGUGACAUCCUUUAACCAGACGGGACUAAAGCCUGGGGAGGAGUAUAUUGUCAAUGUGGUGGCUCUGAAAGAACAAGCCCGGAGUCCCCCGACCUCGGCCAGCGUCUCCACCAUCAUCGACGGGCCCACGCAGAUCCUGGUUCGAGAUGUCUCUGACACCGUGGCUUUUGUGGAGUGGACCCCACCUCGAGCCAAAGUCGAUUUCAUUCUCUUGAAAUAUGGCUUGGUGGGCGGGGAAGGUGGGAAGACCACCUUCCGGCUACAGCCCCCCUUGAGCCAAUAUUCUGUGCAGGCCCUGCGGCCUGGCUCCCGCUACGAGGUGUCGGUCAGCGCGGUCCGAGGGACCAACGAGAGCGAUUCCACGACCACCCAGUUUACUACAGAGAUUGAUGCCCCCAAGAACUUGCGGGUUGGCUCCCGCACGGCAAGCAGCCUUGACCUCGAGUGGGAUAACAGCGAGGCUGAGGUUCAGGAGUACAAGGUUGUGUAUAGCACCCUGGCUGGUGAGCAAUACCAUGAGGUGCUGGUCCCCAAGAGCAUCGGUCCAACCACCAGGGCCACCCUCACAGAUCUGGUACCUGGCACCGAGUAUGGAAUUGGAAUAUCUGCCGUCAUGAACUCACAGCAAAGCGUGCCAGCCACCAUGAAUGCCAGGACUGAACUUGACAGUCCCCGAGACCUCAUGGUGACAGCCUCCUCGGAAACCUCCAUCUCCCUCAUCUGGACCAAAGCCACUGGCCCCAUUGACCACUACCGAAUUACUUUCACCCCAUCCUCUGGGAUCGCCUCAGAAGUCACUGUGCCCAGGGACAGGACCUCAUACACUCUGACAGAUCUCGAGCCUGGGGCAGAGUACAUCAUUUCCAUCACCGCUGAGAGGGGUCGGCAGCAGAGCCUGGAGUCCACUGUGGAUGCCUUUACAGGCUUCCGCCCCAUCUCCCAUUUGCACUUUUCUCAUGUGACCUCCUCCAGUGUGAACAUCACCUGGAGUGACCCAUCGCCCCCAGCAGACAGACUCAUUCUGAACUACAGUCCCCGGGAUGAAGAGGAAGAGAUGAUGGAGGUCUCCCUGGAUGCCACCAAGAGGCAUGCUGUCCUGAUGGGCCUGCAGCCAGCCACUGAGUACAUUGUGAACCUGGUGGCUGUCCACGGCACAGUGACCUCUGAGCCCAUUGUAGGCUCCAUCACCACAGGAAUUGACCCUCCUAAAGACAUCACGAUUAGCAAUGUGACCAAGGACUCAGUGAUGGUCUCCUGGAGCCCUCCCGUUGCAUCUUUUGAUUACUACCGAGUAUCAUAUCGACCCACCCAAGUGGGUCGGCUGGACAGCUCAGUGGUGCCCAACACUGUGACAGAAUUCACCAUCACCAGGCUACACCCAGCUACCGAAUACGAAAUCAGCCUCAACAGCGUGCGGGGCAGGGAAGAGAGCGAGCGCAUCUGCACUCUCGUGCACACAGCCAUGGACAACCCUGUGGAUCUGACUGCUACCAACAUCACUCCAACAGAAGCCAUGUUACAGUGGAAGGCGCCCGUGGGUGAAGUUGAGAACUACGUCAUUAUUCUCACACACUUGGCAGUUGCUGGAGAGACCAUCCUGGUUGAUGGAAUCAGUGAGGAAUUCCAGCUUGUUGAUCUGCUUCCCAGUACUCACUAUACUGUCACCAUGUAUGCCACCAGUGGGCCUCUCACCAGUGGCACCAUCAGCACCAACUUCUCUACCUUGCUGGACCCUCCUGCAAACCUGACAGCCAGCGAAGUCACCAGACAAAGUGCCUUGAUCUCCUGGCUGGCUCCCAGGGCAGAGAUUGAGAACUAUGUCUUGACCUACAAAUCAGCUGAUGGAAGCCGCAAGGAGCUGAUUGUGGAUGCAGAGGACACCUGGAUCCGAUUGGAGGGGCUGUCGGAGAACACGGACUACACGGUGCUCCUGCAGGCGGCCCAGGACGCCUCGUGGAGCAGCAUCACCUCCACUACCUUCACCACAGGGGGCCGGGUGUUCUCUCAUCCUCAAGACUGUGCCCAGCACUUGAUGAAUGGAGACUCUCUGAGUGGGGUUUACGCCAUCUUCCUUAAUGGGGAGCUAAGCCGGAAGUUGCAAGUGUACUGUGACAUGACCACCGACGGGGGCGGCUGGAUUGUAUUUCAGAGGCGGCAGAAUGGCCAAACUGAUUUUUUCCGGAAAUGGACUGAUUACCGUGUUGGCUUCGGGAACCUGGAGGAUGAGUUUUGGCUGGGGCUGGACAACAUACACAGGAUCACGUCCCAGGGCCGCUAUGAGCUGCGUGUGGAUAUGCGGGAUGGUCAGGAGGCCGCCUUUGCUUCCUAUGACAGAUUCUCUGUGGAGGACAGCAGAAGCCUGUACAAACUCCGCCUGGGAAGCUACAAUGGCACUGCAGGGGACUCCCUCAGCUAUCAUCAGGGACGCCCUUUCUCCACCAAGGACAGAGACAAUGAUGUUGCAGUUACCAACUGUGCCAUGUCAUACAUGGGAGCUUGGUGGUAUAAGAACUGUCACCGGACCAACCUCAACGGGAAAUACGGGGAGUCCAGGCACAGUCAGGGGAUCAACUGGUACCAUUGGAAGGGCCACGAGUUCUCCAUCCCCUUCGUGGAAAUGAAGAUGCGCCCCUACAGCCACCGUCUCACGGCGGGGAGGAAACGGCGGUCCUUACAGUUCUGAGCAGUGGGGGGCUGCCAGCCAGCCGAUCUUUUCUGUCAUUUGUUUGUAUUUCAUGAUAUGAAUCUGGGGGGAGGGAAGUAGUAAUGUGCUUUGCAACAUAUUACGAGUAUUUGAAGGAAGUGGGGGUGUGGCAGGAAUCAGUCAACCAUCAUCUGCUCAUGGUUUCUGCUGCCCUGGAGCCCGGCCCUUGGUCGGUCUGCGUCUCCCUCCUACCCAGUCAUCCUUAACCUUCCCCUCCUUUCCCACCACGGAGGAAAUGCGGGAAGCUUUCUUAAAAGACCAAUUCAAAAGCAAGUCGUGGAGUGCAGACCGUUGUGGUGACAGGCACACACCUUCUUUUACUGCCCUCCUUCUGAGAUGCCCUUCACCUUCCCAGUAUUUGUAAUCUGGUCAUGGCCAGGUUCUCACGCCAGCCCAGAGAAGAAGCCUCAACAAGAGAUCUUUGCCAACAACUCCCCUUUAGAGGAAACAGAUCAGCCGCGCCCUGUCCCAACAACCCAAGUCCUUUUUAAUGGGCCAAAGAUUUUCAUCUUCUAACACUCUUGCUCUUGCCAGCCAAGUGUCCUGCUAUCUUUUAAGAGUAGCGGCUCUUUUCCAGCUGCAAUCGGUCCUUUGGCUAGUUUCAUCCUAUCUUAGACCCCACAGCCCCAGAAGCCCACCCAGUGUUUUGGAAUCUAGUUUCCACGGCGUAGCAGGCUCCCGGCCUGGGUUGCACAGAGGCUGUGUCCCUGUGAGUCACAAACUGUUGCCCUGCCCUCAGCUCAGACAGUAACUUUCUUUGGGGGUUGGAGGAGGGUGACUGUUGUUGUUUUCAGCACUUUGGGAUCAGGCAUUGAGGGAAGGACAGAAGAAGUAGAAAUCAGGGCACCUGCCUUAGAGAUUACCAGUCCCAUGAGAAACAGAUCUCACCUAGUUCCAUUUUCUGUAUCUCCAGUUCUAUUUGUCAUGGAUUUUUUUUCUUCUUACUUGCAAAUUGAAGGCCUCAUAUCUGUCUUCAGCCAAGCUCUCCUUACUUAGUGUGGGUGGCUUAAUAAGAGUCAGAAACGCAAGUUAUCUGACCAGCAAGCCAUUCCCCUGACUGGUAAUCACUGGGAAAAGGUAAAAUUUUUUUUUUUUUUUUUUUUUUUUUUGAGGGACGGGGGAUCGUCCUCUUUUGUGGUACUAUAGGAAACAAAGAUGACCUCCUUAAUGAGGUGAGAUCAUAAGAAGCUUUUCUCUGUCAUCUUUUUUUUUUUUUCCUUUUUGUCUUUUUUUUACUGACCGGUAACGGGAUCGCAACCCUCGGUGUU
Messenger RNA from Galeopterus variegatus (Sunda flying lemur), 5430 nucleotides. It is a transcript of the gene TNR, whose product is annotated as tenascin R. Gene Ontology annotation, molecular function: protein binding. The transcript is spliced from 21 exons. The coding region runs from base 65 to 4141 and encodes 1358 amino acids. The record is from RefSeq and is a predicted model, not a curated record. NCBI's taxonomy places the organism in Eukaryota, Metazoa, Chordata, Mammalia, Dermoptera, Cynocephalidae.